UUAGGUGUUGGCCGACUUGGCAUCUGUACAGCUCUUUGCCUGGAGAAGGCUGGAUACCAUGUCUUGGGAGUAGAUGUGAACUCUGCAUACAUCGACAAGAUCAACAAGAAGACACUGAACAGCCCGGAGCCCUCAGUCAACGAGAUGUUGGCGACGAGCAAAAACUUCCGAGCGACCACGGACGAGGACGAGGGAGUUGAGUUUGCAGACGUGAUCAUGAUAGUCGUUGCUACUCCAUCGACGGGUGUGGACGACCGACACUACGAUCACUCGGCGCUCAGUAUGGUCUUGUCUUCUCUCAACAAGCGCAAGUUGCACAACAAACAUAUCGUCAUCUGCUGCACUGUUCUCCCAGGGUACUGCAGGAAAGUUGCGAAUUUCCUCGUCAAGGAUUGCGUCAACACAACCAUCUCGUACAACCCAGAAUUUAUUGCUCAGGUGAUGUAUUUGCUCCUAUGCUAUUUGCAAACAGACAUGGUGCUGAUCGGAGAAGGGACGAAAGAUGCUGGCGAUGUCCUUGAGACGAUGUACCGAAGAAUGGUUGAGAAUGAGCCUGAGAUCAGGAGAAUGUCGCCGGAGAGUGCAGAGAUCUGCAAGCUUGCAAUUAAUUGUUUCAUCACUACCAAGAUCGCCUUCGCCAACAUGAUCGGAGAUGCUGCUGACAACACUGAGGGGGCAGACAAGACAGACAUUCUUGAAGCUGUUGGGUGUGACUCAAGGAUUGGAAGCAAGUGCUUGAAACCUGGAUACGGGUUCGGAGGGCCAUGCUUCCCGCGCGACAACAGAGCGCUGGGGCAUCACAUGCGGAGUGUGGGAGUGGAGGUGAGA
Molecule: messenger RNA, 828 nt
Organism: Guillardia theta CCMP2712
Lineage: Eukaryota; Cryptophyceae; Pyrenomonadales; Geminigeraceae
Exons: 12
Biological process (GO): polysaccharide biosynthetic process
Molecular function (GO): oxidoreductase activity, acting on the CH-OH group of donors, NAD or NADP as acceptor; oxidoreductase activity, acting on the CH-CH group of donors, NAD or NADP as acceptor; NAD binding
Source: RefSeq, a predicted model, not a curated record